CGUGUGUACUUACAGUGCGACCGUUGCCGUGUCGUCGUCGGUCGCAAGCACCAUCGCGUCGACUACCACUGUAGCGCCUAGCUCGGGAACCACUUUCACACACGUCUAGCGGUCUGUCGUGGUGUUACGGCAGCAAAUGCCGCGCGGCCUGUGCUGCUGCAGCUGCUUGGCGGUGAAAUGAUGUCCCACUCCGUGACGUAUUGUCGUUGGUCAAGGACGUAGUUUCUCAGCGGUUCAGUGAUAUACAGCCUCCGUUUUCGCAUACGUGCAGCAGACACGGACACAGUUUGGGCAUUGUGGCAAGAACGCACACAGCGCGUAGUGCCAAACAAAGCGAUAAACAGCAACAACAUGGUUUACUCUUCUAUCCCUCUAGAGUAUACAAUGCGUGAUUAGCACCGAGCAGGGAACUCGGUUUUUGGUGGUGUAUUUGAGUGAGCGACCGCGUGUUUACACAAAACAGUGCCAGAGCAAAGGCGACUAGUUACGCAGAACAACAGAAACGAUCAGUGUGCGUUUUUAACGGAACCCCGGCAUACGACCGCAAUGAAGCAGGAGCUGGCCGUGGGUAUUGUUGGUGGGUUCGUGGACGACGACCGGGAUGUUUACAUGAUCGAGGGAAAGGACACGAUCAUCGACAUUAUCCGGAUGCAGCAGCAGGCCGAUCUUUGGCAAACCCUGUCAGUGGAUUUGGUCGACUGUGGACCGGGUAGCCGCGAAGGCGACAACUACAUGUCGGUCAUCAAACGCGUGGUGGCUCACUGUAAGGCGAAAUCAUCGGAUGGACGAAAUCAUGUAUUUAAGAUUUCGCUGAUAUUUAAACGUCAAAUCACAAACCCAAACCGGCGAAUGCUAUUCCGGUGCGAUGCAGCGUUCGAGAACGAAAUCACCGCCUAUGCCAGCAUCAUUCCCGUCCUGCAGCGGAUAGCCCCGUACGAUCUGCCGUACCCGAAGUGUGUGACAGCGGGCAGUGACGAGUACGGUGAUCGGAUUGUGCUCGAGGAUCUUACCACCAGCGGAUAUGCGAUGGUUGACCGGCGGACCGGUCUCAGCUUCGGCCACUGCAUGGCCGUCAUGAAGGAACUGGCCAAACUGCAUGCAGUCUCGCUGGCACUGAAACAUGAGCAGCCACGCGAGUUUGCCGAUGUCUGUUCGAAGGUACGCGAGAUUGUGUACUGUCCCGAGGCGGCCGACUUCUACACACAUUCCCUCGAGUCUUCGUUGCGCGGUGCGCUGGAUAGUCUGCGAUACAGCAACAACAAUGGUGAUCUGGAUGGACCGAUUCGUGCGGUGGAGGGAUUAACCGGUCGGCUGUAUCGCAUCAUGUGCGGACUCGUCUGUAACGGUAUGGAUGAAGCGUGGCGCGUCAUCUGCCACGGUGACACCUGGGUGAACAAUCUGAUGUUUAGUGCCGAUUGCCAGCAUGUCCGGUUGAUCGAUUUGCAAACGAUGCGCUGCACGACACCGGUGCUCGACAUCCUUCAUCUGCUGUACACGAGUACGGAGCGCGAUAUGCGCCAGCAGCAUGUUACCGACCUGCUACUGCAGUACCGCCAAACAUUGCUCGAAGCGCUGCAGGAACACUUCGACACGUUCCACGAACCCGCGGCGGCGGCAUCCUUGCUGCGCCACUUUACCGAACUGUUCUCGUACCAGCGGUUGCGGGCCGAGUACGAUCGGUGUCUACCGUACGGGUUGGGUAUUGCGAUGUGGCUGCUGCCGGCCGUUACCUUCAACCCGGACCAAAUACCCGACCUGGACGCGGUUACAAUCAACGAUUUCAAAACGAAAAAACACGACAAAAGGAUCGCCCAGAUCGUUUCGGCCAACUACCACACGCGAACGCGCGACAUUGUGCUGGAAAUGUACGAGCAGGGUGUGCUGCAGCGGCUCCAAACGGAGUUCAUCUAGAUGCCGAACGUAUUAUCUAAAGGGCGUACCGUUCAUCCGAUGGGCGCGUGUGUUGCCAGAAAGUGUCGAGAGGCACGGAACGGACUUUGUUGCGGGUAGCGAAUUCAAGGGCUUAGGGAUUAUAGAGUCAGUUGACGCUCCGGUCGGAUCCGCACCGUUGUACAGUGUUUAUGUUAUGCUUUAGUUAGUUUAGAAAGAACAACAAAACCGUAGAAUUAGUUCGUAUACGUUAAUAGUGCGCAUUUGAGGCGCGCGUAUGUGUGUCUGACAGCCGGCUCACCACGCGAACAGCCUCCCGGGUGGCUUAAAGAGGAGAGAUACAGUGCAAUAACAAAAAAAGCAAUGUUUAGCAAAUUCAGCUGCGAUAGGCAUCGACUAGUGCCUGGGGAACCUUUAAUAGUUAUUAUUGUGCGAUUGCGCAAUCCCGCAAACAACUCGAUCGACAGACGUGUGAUAGCGUACGUAUACCACUAGAGAACGCCAUGAAAGAUCGAUCAAUCGUACCGCUGAAAUUUGCCUACGUUUUGCAAUCGCGAGUUUCUCGUGUGCCACGUGUGUGCCCUUCUUCAGCCUUAAGACAGAUUAGGGAAGCAGGGGUGGGCUAGAUGUUACCAAUUAAACCUGUUGAUGCGAUAAGCCCGCUAGUGUAAGAUGACCUGUUUUUGUUGGAUUCAAUAAACAGCUGUU
Messenger RNA from Anopheles moucheti, 2598 nucleotides. RefSeq lists its product as uncharacterized. Lineage: Eukaryota; Metazoa; Arthropoda; Insecta; Diptera; Culicidae. Bases 547 to 1911 code for a protein of 454 amino acids. The record is from RefSeq and is a predicted model, not a curated record. The transcript has 3 exons.